UCCCCUGAUCCUACCGCGGGCUGCGCAGGGCGGGCUGGGCCUUCCGUGAGAUUGAGACGGCGGUGGGGGGCGGCGGGAUGUGUCACCCAAAUACCAACGGGUGAGUCGCCGGCCGAACCAGCCGGGCAGGUCCGGUGGAGUAUAAGAGCGGGAGGGAGCGGCGGGCGGCAGACGCCUGGAGACCUUCUCGGAGGGCGGAGCCGGAGCCCAGCGCAGUCCCCAGCCCUCGCCAGCCCGCGCCCCGUCCGCGCUCCUCCGCCCCACCAUGGCCCGGGGUCCGGGCCUCGCGCUGCCGUGGCCGUCGCUGCUGCCGCCGCUCCUGCUGCUGGCGGCGGUGAUCGGCCACGCGGCCGCGCAGGACAACUGCACGUGCCCCACCAACAAGAUGACCGUGUGCAAAAGGAGCGGCCCGGACGGCCGCUGCCAGUGCCGCGUGCUCGGCUCGGGCCUGGAGGUCAACUGCUCCACGCUCACGUCCAAGUGCCUGCUGCUCAAGGCGCGCAUGAGCGCCCCGAAGAGCGGCCGCGCGCUGGUGCAGCCGAGCGAGCACGCGCUCGUGGACAACGACGGCCUGUACAACCCGGACUGCGACCAGCAGGGCCGCUUCAAGGCGCGCCAGUGCAACCAGACGUCCGUGUGCUGGUGCGUGAACUCGGUGGGCGUGCGCCGCACGGACAAGGGCGACCUGAGCCUGCGCUGCGACGAGCUGGUGCGCACGCACCACAUCCUCAUCGAACUGCGCCGCCGCACGGACGGCCGCGCCUUCAACCACUCGGACCUGGAUGCCGAGCUGCGGCGGCUUUUCUGGGAGCGUUACCUGCUGCACCCCAAGUUCGUGGCGGCCGUGCACUACGAGCACCCCACCAUCCAGAUCGAGCUGCUGCAGAACACGUCGCAGAAGGUCGCCGGCGAGGUGGACAUCGCCGACGCCGCCUACUACUUCGAGAGGGACGUCAAGGGCGACUCGCUGUUCCCCGGCCACCGCGGCCUCGACGUGCGCGUGCGCGGAGAGCCCCUGCUGCUGGAGCGGACGCUCAUCUACUACCUGGAUGAGAAGUCCCCCCAGUUCUCCAUGAAUCGCCUCACCAGCGGCCUCAUCGCCGUCAUCGUGGUGGUCGUGGUGGCUCUGGUCGCCGGCGUGGCCGUCCUGGUGAUCACCAACCGGAGGAAGUCGGGGAAGUACAAGAAGGUGGAGAUCAAGGAACUGGGGGAGAUGAGAAAGGAACCGAGCUUGUAGGUACCGGUGGGGUGGGGUGGGAUGGGGUAUCGGAUUUCAGCAAGGUCCCAGACGCAAGUGAGUCACGCUCCUUGAUUCUUGGUCCCAAGGAGGCCUUUCUCCCCCCAAAUUCCUGCCGCCCCCCGCCGCCACCAAAUUUAAUAGAUCCUGUUCUCGGGGUCACUUCUUUCUGACUUUUGUCCCGAAGGAAGCAUUUCUAAAAUUCCUCCCCUUUCGGUCCAACCAGAACCCUGACUCGAAGAGUUAAGGGAAGUUUGGCAUAAGGUUAUGUAUAAGGAUCAAGUGUUUGUAUGACAACUCAGCAUCGUUUACAUGUGACGCAAAAUCAAUGCUGAAGGCUAAAUGCGUUUAGAUGGGAAACAGCGCUUUUACUGUCUUGGGUUUAAGUUAUUUGAUUAGCUCCACUUGUAUUGUGGCUUUCCUGAUGAGGAGUUCGCUACUUGGGCCCGUGUAGUAUCCUCAUUUACCAUCGUUUGUACUGAUAUUACCGACCACACAUGCUUGUCAUCGGGAAAGAAGCCUGUUUCAGCUGCCUGAACACGUUUUAGAUGUCUUUGUUUGCCGGCAGACUUUGGCCCGGAAACUCAGCAUCUGUUCUUCAACUUGCCCUUAUGACAGCUGAUACUAGUAAUGUUUCUUUUGUAAAAUGUUUGUAUAUAGGUUGUCUUUGAUAAUGCUGUUGUGAUUUUUAAAAGAAAAAGAAAAAGAAUGUAAUAAAAUAUGAAAAAGGAACAAACCAAAAGAUGGAGUUUGUGAAAACUUGCUCCAGAUUUAUAUCACUUUGGUCUCCUCUAAUUUCCCACUACUCAGAUUUCUUAUUUCAAAUUCUAACACGUUUUAGCAGGAUGGGUCAUUUCCUAUAGCCACUCUGGUGUUUCUGAGAUCCCUGAACUGGCAAGUGUAAACACAGGUCUUUCUAAAUAAGAUUGUUUGGAAACCCCCUGCAGGAGGGUGGGUCUGAGGGAGGAAGCUAGAACCAGCUGCUGUUGUUGGGAAAGGGGACCAACCUUAGGUUAUCCCUAAAUGAGAAUUCUCCCCUGGAGAAGGAAAACUCUACCUUUGUUUCAGGAGCUGUAUCUCCUUUGAAUCCCUGCCAUACUUGGAAGUAGCUGUGCUAUUCACAUUUAGUCCUUGGCAAUUGACUUAAUCCCAAAGUAUUGCGGCUCUGAGUUAAAUGACUUUCUUGCAUAGUCAUAGCCAGUCUGUAGAGGACUUAUGCCCUGGCUGUGUGUGCGCGUAUGCACACAGUCUGUUUUCCUAAGAUUCUAGUAGUAAUGUGCUUUAAAAACUUUUACUUCGUUUUAGCUGCAAAAAAUCUUGUCUCCUUCACAUUUAUCUCCUUGUUUGCACUCAUUUAUGUGAAGCGGGGUGUGUUAGAAGGUCGCUGUGGGGUAGCCUACAGGUAAACAAAUUACUGCAAUUCCUGGGAAAUUGCUGCAACAAUGGGCGUGCACAAAGGACAGAGUGGUUCGUAUAUCCAACCCCAAAUAGCUAGAUCCAGGAUAUCAGUUUCUUCCCUGGAAUCCAUCUCACGUUCCUCCUCCCACUUCCACUCUGUGUCUGUGGUCUAUGCCGACCACUCAAGAAUGAAGCACCAGUACGAAUUGGGGCGAGGGAGCUCUCAGCUGCUGCCUUGGCAGCUUGGGGCCGCGGCUGGUGUGUGCUGGUGGAGUGAUACCUUAUGAUCACCAGAGUCUCUAAGUCUGUAAGCAUUCCUGCUAGGGAGAGAUGCCCAUCAGGCUCCAAACAUCCUCUCAGGCUAAAAUGGGGCUUAACAAGGGGAGAAGGCUGAUGUGGGUUGGCUUCCCCAAAGUGGAAAGGGCAGCUUAAGUGCCUGAGGUUAGAAUGGGAAACUUAACAGAGUGAAACCACUCUCAGGCAACCCCCUUCCCCCACCCCCCCAGGUCACUGGUCACUGAAAUUCCUUAGCUAAAGGAACCUUGGCAAUCACCUCUAACCUAGCCUCUCAUCUUACAGAUGAAAGGGUUAGUGACUUCUCAAGAUUAAUGUUUCUGUGGCACAGCUGAAACUAGACAGUCUCUUGAUCCCUCGUCCAGUAUUCUUUUCACUACAUCACACUGCCAUUGUUUCAAGAGUCACUUCAAAAAACUAUCACUUGGCAUUUCUCUGGCAGUCCAGUGGUUAAGACUCCAUGCUUCCAGUGCAGGGGUCAUGGGUUCGAUCCCUGGUCAGGGAACUAAGACGUGGCCAAAACAAAAAAACAAAAAACAAACUAUCACUUGACUCCCCAGAAAAUAAACAGAUUAAGGAUUGAGUGGGCAGCUGAACAAAGGAAAAAAGUCCUGAGAAAGCCCAUUCCUUCAUCAGAAUGUCACUUCUGGAUAAUUUCUAAAUUUCUGCAUUAAUUCUGGAAUAUGAGUCCUUGCACUUUAUUGCACUUCAUGGUUCUAAAAGCACUUUCACAUGUAUCACCUCUGAGGCAUUGGUUUACUGGUAAUAACCCAAGUGUUGACAAACCUGAGUUCAAAUCCUGCUCUACUGGGCAAUAAGUCACUUAACUCUCCCCAGUUUCCUCAUCUGUUGAAAACUAUAAAUCUCUGUCUAUUACAAAAAAUUAAAUGAAGGUAAUUGAUGGGAGUGCCUAGAAUGAUCUGGGCACUUAGAGUUCAAUAUAUCUUAAAUUUUUUCCUCUCCUAUAGAUUAUAUCCAUUUCACAUGUCAGAAAACUGAGGUCCAAAUAGGCUGAGUAACUCAUGAUCACACAUCCUCCAUGUGCCAAAGCCAGAGUUUAGAACCUUUGUUUCGGCUUUCUAGCCCAGGUUGCUACCCCAGAUACAAGACAGGUUGAGACACGUUUCUUAUUCACUUCUUCCAAGGAAGAGCCCCUCAUGCUCUGUUCUGAAACUCAGGCCUCUGCCAAUCACAGGAUUAUAUUAUCCAGAACCGGCUAUCUGCAGGGGUUUAGUCUCCACCUCCAGAUUUCCAGCCCCGCCCCCCAAAUUAACAUUACUGUUUUGGGCACAGGCCUGGGGCUGCCCUUGGAAGGAAUGAAAAGAGCAGGUGUGACUCACCUAGCAUGUCACAGCUUGUCUUCUGAGCCCUGUGGGAGGCUCAUCAGAUUUCCUUGUUUCGGUCACCAGUCACCCGGGGCUUUCUCCACUCUUGCUAUUUCCUUA
This is a messenger RNA of Balaenoptera acutorostrata (minke whale), 4374 nucleotides long. It is a transcript of the gene TACSTD2, whose product is annotated as tumor associated calcium signal transducer 2. The transcript has a single exon. The record is from RefSeq and is a predicted model, not a curated record. The coding region runs from base 266 to 1237 and encodes 323 amino acids. NCBI's taxonomy places the organism in Eukaryota, Metazoa, Chordata, Mammalia, Artiodactyla, Balaenopteridae. Gene Ontology annotation, cellular component: membrane; nucleus. Gene Ontology annotation, biological process: positive regulation of stem cell differentiation.